GAGGGGGCGACCCGCUUCACGUACGCUCUAUUGGAAAAGUGACUGGCUAGAGUCGUAAACUAUUUUUAAUUUUCCCCCCAAAAUGCUGUUCAUUUAAUUAUGUGUAAAACUUUUAAUCAAGCGAAAAUUACUGAUAGCCAUUUCUACUACCCUAUUCAAUGAAGUGAAGAUUCGAAAACAUUUAAUAAUGUUUCGUAAGUGGCACUUGAAGCUUAAUUCCUCCUAAUUUGAUCUUCUAGCAAACCUGGCGUGGUCACAACUGUCCUCCCUCGGAGCUUGGUGAUGCUGAGAAGAUCACCAGUGGCACAGCACCUCCUCCCUCAACGGCGCGCACAGCACCUCCUCGCCUUCAACACUUGGAGUAGACGGAAUGGUUGCACUACUUGCAUUUUAACCGAGGCUUUAUCCGCGUGCGCGUAAAACCAUUAAUGACAAGAACAAUUGGACAAGAAUAGAGCGAUGCCAUCUUGUGACGAAACCUCAAUCCAGUUGCGAAAGGAGCAGGAUGAAUUUAGUGCUUUCCAGAUUCUUGGCAUACCUUCACGUCGGGCUCCAGGUCGCGCUCCAGAUGUUUAUUUACCCUUGUCAUCUGCAUCCCCAGCCCUGUCACAUCCUGGCACGCAUUGGGCACACAGUGCGCUUGGGUGCGCUCCUGCCGACCCGCCAGCAGUCCAGGAUACAGGGCGCCCUCAACCGCGCCCUGGUCCACCUCCGGCAAAGUGGGAACAACUUCUUACCGUACAACCUGAGCUUGGAAGUAUUGUCCCGAGAACCGCUCAACGGAGAUCCGGAGUCCAUGUUCAGGUGCGUGUGUCAGGAUAUCGUUGUUCAGGGAGUCUCGGCUGUGCUCGCGUUCCCUCAGAGCCACGAGGAGCUCGUACAAGUGGAGUUCAUGUCCUCGUUUUUGGAAAUACCUUUCAUCAGCAUCAUUGAACAGGGCGAACCUCUUAAGACACAGAACCGCUUCCAUUUACAGAUGAUGACACGUACGCCCCCUUCAGGACUGUCGGAGCUGCUGUUGGCGGUGUUGCUGAAGGGAGGCUGGCAGGGCGGAGCGGCCAUUCUCUGUCCCGGAGGUGGGAACACGGGAAUGCUGGAAGAACUUGAACAGCGGGGCCAUCUGGGCUUGAAAGGAGCCCACUGGCACCUGUGGGAGACCCUUAACCUGUCCAGACUGGAAGAAAACCUGAGUGAAGACAAGGUAAUGGAGCUCCUCUCACAGCUCCUCAGCAGGACUCCUUCUGCUCCGGCGUCUUCUGUGGUGCUUUUCAGCUCUGAUCCUGAAUGUACAGCAAGAGUGCUGCGCAGCGCCCACCAGCUGAGCGAUACAUUGCCCCCAGUGCACUGGAUCAUGGGAUACCCGCUUAGUCUGGAUUCUCUACACUCCAUUGGCUCCCCCCUGGGUCUUCUGGCUUAUGGGGAGGUCAAUCGCAAGCCUCUGAACUUCUACAUUAGGGAUACCCUGCAGCUCAUUGGCAGGGCUGUAUAUGCCGCGACCAUGGUGAGACCAGACCUGGCUCUUAUCCAGAACAUGGUCAACUGCUUCGACAAGCCCAAUAAACAUGAGCUGCCCUCCUCUGGACAAUACCUUGCCAGGUUCUUGUCGAACACUUCUUUCACGGGGCUGACAGGCCCAGUGCGAGUGCAGCGCUCCCUCUCCAGGGUCCUUACCUCCCAGCGCUUCCACAUAUGGAGUCUACAGCGAGACCCCCUGGGCCAGCCAAGUUGGGUGACCAAGGCAAGCUGGCAGUCGGGCCGUCUGGAUUUGGAAGAGCAGGGUCUGUGGCCAGGCAUGACCCAACACCACUGGGAGGACGGCCCAGAGAUUAGGCUCGGAGGCCGCUGGCAAGCAGGACUCCCAGUGGUGGGGAGCAGAUUGCGGGUAGUGACCUUGGUCGAGCACCCAUUUGUGUUCACGCGGGAAGUGGACGAGGAGGGCCAAUGUCCGGCAGGUCAGCUGUGCCUUGACCCUCAAACCAACAGCUCGGAAGUCCUCAACCAGCUGUUCAGAGAGCUGGAGCAAACCAACAGCAGUUCACUGCCAAAUGACAUGCGGAAAUGCUGCUAUGGAUACUGCAUCGACCUGCUGGAGAAGUUAGCGGAGGACAUGCACUUCCAGUUUGACCUUUACAUCGUAGGCGAUGGGAAGUACGGAGCAUGGAAAGGAGGUAGAUGGACUGGGUUGGUGGGUGACCUUCUCAGUGGCGUGGCAGACAUGGCCGUCACCAGCUUUAGUAUCAACUCCGCUCGAAGCCGAGUAAUAGACUUCACCAGCCCCUUCUUCUCCACCAGUCUCGGGAUCCUGGUGCGGAGCAAGGACACGGCUGCACCCAUCGGUGCCUUCAUGUGGCCGCUCCACUGGUCCAUGUGGGUGGGCAUCUUUGUGGCACUGCAUAUCACAGCCCUUUUCAUCACCCUUUAUGAGUGGAACAGUCCGUUUGGCAUGACCCCUCACGGACGCAACCGCAUCAGGGUCUUUUCUUACUCGUCUGCACUGAACCUCUGCUAUGCCAUUCUGUUCGGCCGGACCGUUUCCAGUAAAACUCCAAAGUGCUGGACGGGCCGCUUCCUCAUGAAUCUUUGGGCCAUAUUUUGCCUGCUGGUUCUGUCCAGUUACACAGCCAACCUAGCAGCUGUCAUGGUCGGGGAGAAGACCUUUGAGGAGGUGUCAGGGAUUCAUGAUGUCAAGCUCCAUCACUCGUCUCUGGGGUUUCGCUUCGGCACAGUUCGAGAGAGCAGUGCUGAGGACUAUGUGAAAAAGAGCUUUCCGGAGAUGUACGAGUACAUGAGGCGCUUCAACAAGCCCACCACUCCGGAUGGAGUCUCUACACUCAAGACAGAUCCCCCUCAGCUAGAUGCCUUCAUCAUGGAUAAGGCUUUGCUGGACUACGAGGUGUCCAUAGAUGCAGACUGCAAACUCCUGACUGUAGGAAAACCAUUUGCUAUUGAAGGUUAUGGGAUCGGGCUGCCCCAGAACUCCCCUCUCACUCGCAACGUGUCUGAAUAUGUCAGCCGCUACAAGUCUGACGGUUACAUGGACAUGCUGCACGACAAGUGGUAUAAAGUGGUUCCCUGUGGAAAGAGGGUUUUUGCCGUGACAGAGACUCUGCAGAUGGGUAUCCAGCAUUUCUCGGGGCUGUUUGUGCUGUUGUGUGUGGGGGUGGCAGGUGCUUUGCUCACUCUGCUUGGAGAGCACACUUUCUUCCGAUUCAUCCUGCCUCACCUCCGCCACCAGCAGAGAUUCAAAUACUGGCUCCACACCAGUCAGAAAAUCCACCGUGCAUUAAAUAUGGGUUGUGAUGAUGAGAGGAAAUCAGAGGUUGACAGCAGUGACAGAUGUACCACCUUGUGCCUGUCAGAGAACUGUAAUCUCCACCGUCUGCCACCCUCCACUUCCUCUCCACCGCCCUCCACCUCUUUGCCUUCCCCUUCAACUUCUACAACCAAGUGGAACAAUCAGAGCACUAUGGCCGGUCGAGAGGCCAAAGAGCAAAACAAGCGUGUCCAUUUCAACUUGGAGACUCUCAACAGCUACCAACUCCAAGCUCCGCCCACUGGACCAGAAAGAGGCCGGCGGGGGUUGGUGGGAAGCCCACCCACCCAGCUGUGUUCCAACGGCGGCCCUAAUCCCAGUCUCAGCCUUGUGCUCUCACCCCCGGCCUGUUCUGGACUCUCAACGCCAUGGGAAGAGGAGCUGCAGGAGCUGCAAGGGAGGAUCGAGGAGUUUCGCGGCCAGCUCAGGGCCGCCCUGGCCAGGCGAGCCGAGCUCCAGCGGACCCUGGUCAGACAACGACUCAGUCAAUCCCAAACAAGCUCAGAAUCUAAUCCCACCACCAACACCCUGACCAAAGACAUCAACAGGGGGAGGUGAUGUACACUAUGUGUCGGGACACUCACAAAGACAGUGGACAUGAGUGGAUACGGGACCUUCUCUCAGCUGGGAAGUCAUGCCGCGCUGUUUUCCGACUUCUCCUUACUCAGUGACUGCUGGAGUGCUGCAGUGAUGGAUGAAACACUCUGUUCAUCUGGAGAUUCAGCUUGUAAUCCUGCAGUCUGGCUGACUUCCAGCUCCAGAGAGAAAGCAUUUAUCUGUGUAUGUGUGUGUGUGUGUGUGUGUGUGUGUGUGUGUGCGUGUGUGCGUGUGCGCGUGUUUAAAGCCAGGCAACUGGACAGAGAACAAAAACUUAAUGCAACCAUUCACUGCUGGCCAAAGUGAAUAUCUGCAUCCACAGACGUCCAGCAUGGAAAUGGCUACAUUUUGUAAAUAAUUCAAUGGGAUUACAUAGUGGGCAAUGAUGCCUUGGAGAGCAGGCCCACGGACCGCCCACAGUCCGUUUAGUGACUGACUGAUGCAUAUUGCACGCAAAAAUAACAACUUCAGUUCUGAUGUGAUUGUUAGGUGUUUAGCAACUUCUGGAAAUAAAGGCACAAAGGUUUUUUGAUCAGUCGUCAUGGUCAAGUUAAGGUCUGAUACAGUGAACACUUUUGAGGAGGAACUAAUCACUUUGCAGGGUUAAUAACAGCAGGGUUUGGCUUGAGCCAUUUAGUAGCAAGUUCACUAGACAUCCACAAACAGAAACUAUGUCAAUAUCCAUAAAAGAAUUUCACACAAAAAUUCAGAUUCUAUUAACAUUUUCUGCUAUUUUGAGUUUCCUAUACAGCCAUUGACAGCAAUAGUGAGACAUGAAUUCAAAUUAGAGAAUAAUCAUUGAUAUUGUGGCCAGAAAUUAAGAAUAAAUUCCAACAAAUUAUACAAUUUUAUUUCAUUUCCAUUCCCUCAUUUCAGUUAAAGUGGCCACGGCUUAAUGUGUUCCUUUUAUUUUAAAUAAAUCAAGAAAACUAAUUAGUACAACAUAGCUAUGAUUUACUUCAACAAGUGAACAAAUUAAUAAGACAUGGCCACAAUAUCUUUUUUUAGCAAGCAAGCAAGCGCAAGUUUGUGGGUUGGAUUCCCCGGGAACAACAUGAUAAGUAAAAAUGGUUAGCCUGAAUGCACUCUAAGUUGCUUUGGAUAAAAGCAUCUGCUAAAUGCAUAAAUGUAAAAAUGAAACGGACUGUGUUUGGUCGUUUUACAUGUUAAUCGGGUUGCCUCUUCCUGUUUGAGUGGGCGGUUCCUGGCCAAAAUAAGCUUCAAUGGACCAAACUUUACAUUUUAAUUAAACCACUUCUUGUCUUGCUGUGGUGUACUUUUUCCACACUUAUAAUGUUUGAAUAAAUAUAACGUUUGCUUGUGUGUUUUAACGGUGAUAAAAUAUGAUUCUGAUUUGAGCUGUUUGAUCUUCAA
Molecule: messenger RNA, 5284 nt
Organism: Carassius auratus (goldfish)
Lineage: Eukaryota; Metazoa; Chordata; Actinopteri; Cypriniformes; Cyprinidae
Product: glutamate receptor ionotropic, NMDA 3B-like
Exons: 9
Coding region: 506-3871 (1121 amino acids)
Biological process (GO): monoatomic ion transport
Cellular component (GO): membrane
Molecular function (GO): signaling receptor activity; ligand-gated monoatomic ion channel activity
Source: RefSeq, a predicted model, not a curated record